Glycine soja is the source of this 1882-nucleotide messenger RNA. Its product is annotated as glutamate--cysteine ligase, chloroplastic-like. Gene Ontology annotation, molecular function: glutamate-cysteine ligase activity. The transcript has 16 exons. The record is from RefSeq and is a predicted model, not a curated record. NCBI's taxonomy places the organism in Eukaryota, Viridiplantae, Streptophyta, Magnoliopsida, Fabales, Fabaceae. The coding region runs from base 107 to 1627 and encodes 506 amino acids. Gene Ontology annotation, biological process: glutathione biosynthetic process; modified amino acid biosynthetic process.
AAUUCGGAAUUUAACAUAUAUAUAUCCGUAAUUAUCCCUUCAUUUUUCCAUCUUCUUUCCAUCGCGAGGACAGCAAUAUCCACUGCAUUUCCCUUUUGGGUGCAGAAUGGGAUCCCUUGAUCUGAAAUGGAACUCAUCGGGAUGCAUGGUUUUGAGAAAGGUAGAGUCAACUAAAACUAAAGGGGAAGAUAUGUCUUCCCUGUGUGGUAGUUCAGCCUAUCUGUACAAAAGGAGAGGAAGAAGAAUAAGAUGCAGAGAACAAAGAGUAAAUAUUGUUGCUACGGGGCCAGCCAUAGAUCAUGCUCCUGUUAUUGCCAAGCCCUUGACUAAAGAUGAUCUAAUUGACUACUUCGUAUCUGGUUGCAAGCCCAAACAUAACUGGAGAAUAGGUACAGAGCACGAGAAGUUUGGUUUUGAGCUUAAAACUUUACGUCCGAUUAAUUACAAACAAAUAUCAGCUUUACUCAAUCGCAUAGCUACAAGAUUUGAUUGGGAAAAAAUAAUGGAAGGUGACAACAUCAUAGGACUCAAAAAUGGCAAGCAAAGCAUAUCAUUAGAACCUGGUGGUCAAUUUGAGCUUAGUGGUAUGCCUUUGAAAACAUUGCAUCAAACUUGUGAUGAGAUUAAUUCACAUCUCUAUCAGGCUAAAACUGUUGCUGAGGAAAUGGGAAUUGGAUUUUUGGGAUUAGGUUUUCAGCCUAAAUGGAGACUGGAAGACAUACCUGGAGUGCCUAAGGUACGAUAUAACAUCAUGCAAAAUCACUUGGGUAAAUUUGGCUCACCUACAAUUGAAUCAUUGUUCAUGACAUGCUCAGUUCAGGUCAACCUGGACUUCAGUUCUGAAGCAGACAUGAUCAAGAAAAUGCGUGCCAGUAUUGCUUUGCAGCCUUUGGCAGCAGCCUUAUUCGCUAAUUCACCUUUCAAGGAAGGGGUUCCAAAUGGUUAUCUCACCAUAAGAAGCCAUAGGGUGGGUCAGAUGGACAAAAGUCGCGCUGGCAUACUCCCCUUUGUUUUUUAUGACACUUUCGGGUUUGAGAAGUAUGUUGAUUACGCUCUUGAUGUGCCAAUGUUGUUUGUUUAUCGAAAAAACAAGUACAUUGACUGCCGGGGCAUGUCAUUCAGGGACUUCAUGGCAGGUAAACUCCCUGUCAUUCCUGGUCAGGUGCCAACGCUUGGUGACUGGGAAAAUCAUCUAACAACUAUAUUUCCUGAGGUCAGGCUAAAGAGGUACAUGGAAAUGAGGGGUGCUGAUGAUGGCCCUUUGGAAAUGUUAUGCGCUCUGCCGGCUUUUUGGGUAGGUUUACUGUAUGAUGAGGUUUCGCUACAAAAUGUUCUAGAUAUGAUUGCUGAUUGGACCCCCGAAGACAUACAGAAUUUAAGGAAUAAGGUUCCUAUAACUGGUUUAACGACUCCAGUUCAAGGUAGACUGCUGCAACAUAUUGCAGAAGACACUUUGAAGUGGGCAAAGGAUGGCUUGGACAGAAGAUGCUUAAAUGAAUCCGUUUUCUUGGAUCCAUUGAAGGAAGUGGUUGGAACAGGUUUGACCCAAGCCGACAAGCUAUUGGAGAUGUAUAAUAACAAGUGGGGAAACAACAUAGAUCCUGUUUUCAGAGAGCGCUGCUACUAAGUUGACUUAUGAACAAGAGGAAUGCAGACUGAAAAUAACACCUUGCUGCAAAUGAUGACUUGCAUUCAACGUUGUAUAAUUAAGUUGCUUAUAAUCUAGACAGCUAGUAGUGUUCAAUACGUGUCUAUUUACGAAGGAAUGUAGUCAUGCUAUUUUGUACGGUGAAAUCUGACGAAUAGAUGAUGAAUAUCACUUGUUUUACUUUUAAAAUAAAGGAAUGUGGCAGAAAUCAUGUCAUACAUGGCUUUUGAGCAA